This is a messenger RNA of Carya illinoinensis, 1086 nucleotides long. RefSeq lists its product as uncharacterized. Gene Ontology annotation, molecular function: catalytic activity. The transcript has a single exon. Lineage: Eukaryota; Viridiplantae; Streptophyta; Magnoliopsida; Fagales; Juglandaceae. The record is from RefSeq and is a predicted model, not a curated record. The coding region runs from base 1 to 1086 and encodes 361 amino acids.
AUGAAUCUCCUCAGCUGGAACUGCCGAGGGCUUGGGAACCCUCGGGCAGUUAGAAUCCUUAAUAUGAUUAUUAAGGAAAAGUUCCCAAGCUUGGUUUUCUUGGUAGAAACCAAGUGUUCUAGGUCCAGAAUUGAAUCUGUCAAACUUUUAACUAAGUUUGAUUGCUGCUUAGCGGUUGAUAGUAUGGGUAGUAGUGGGGGGCUAGCCAUGAUGUGGAAGAACAACCUUGAGGUUCAAUUGGUAAGCUUCACUAGAUGGCAUAUAAGUGUGAUGAUAGCUGAUAAAAGACACAAUACCCCCUGGAUGCUUACGGGUUUUUAUGGCCAUCCUGUCACUUCCAAAAGGAAACUUAGCUGGAACUUACUCAGAGAACUAAAGCCUUCCCAAGGAAUCCCAUGGCUUUGCAUUGGUGACUUUAAUGAGAUACUUAGCCAAAAAGAAAAGGUAGGGGGAGUACCAAGACCCUACAAACAAAUGGAGGAAUUUCGUGAGGCCAUAGAAUUCUGCUCAAUAGAGUCAAUACCAACCAAGGGCAAUAGGUAUACAUGGUCUAAUAACAGAAUUGGCAGGGGUUUUACCAAGGAAAAGCUAGAUAGAGCCCUAGCUAACCCAGAAUGGAAAGCAAGGUUCCCGAAUGGCAUAUGCCGGGUCUUAACAGCCAUGAAAUCUGAUCAUGCUCCACUCAGUCUACAAUGGGAGGGACCAAUACCAGUGAGAAGAUACAUGAAAGCCAACUUUCGAUAUGAAGCAACUUGGUCUCUUUCAGAAGAAUGUCCUAAGAUCAUUAAAAAGGCCUGGUCCAUAGCAGCAGUGGGGGAAGAUGCAAGCUCCUAUUUAAGACACAAGUUGGCUAACUGUGCACAGGCCUUGAGACAGUGGAAUUCAAGCCGGAAGAGGGUGGCUUCUGCUACCAUCAAACAGAAAAUGGACAGAAUUGCAACUAUACAAAAGGAGGAAGGAGGUGACCAGGUCUGUGAACUCAAAGUGUUACAGAGGGAAGUGGAACAACAACUAGAAGAAGAAGAGCUAAAAUGGAAGCAGCGGGCCAAGCAACAUUGGUUGAAGGAUGGGGACAGGAAUACAUAG